Messenger RNA from Danio aesculapii, 3489 nucleotides. It is a transcript of the gene dlg4a, whose product is annotated as disks large homolog 4. The transcript has 22 exons. Gene Ontology annotation, biological process: chemical synaptic transmission; postsynaptic neurotransmitter receptor diffusion trapping; AMPA glutamate receptor clustering. The record is from RefSeq and is a predicted model, not a curated record. Gene Ontology annotation, molecular function: kinase binding. NCBI's taxonomy places the organism in Eukaryota, Metazoa, Chordata, Actinopteri, Cypriniformes, Danionidae. Gene Ontology annotation, cellular component: neuromuscular junction; neuron projection; postsynaptic density membrane. The coding region runs from base 51 to 2393 and encodes 780 amino acids.
UAUUUUUCCCCCUCAUUGCGUUUGGCGUUUGCUUCGGUUGUUUGUGUCUGAUGAGGGCUCGUGCGAAGCUUCCUCUGCUCUGCUCAUGUGUGAAAUAUCGGUAUCAGGAUGAAGAGACUCCGCCCCUGGAGCACAGCCCCGCCCACCUGGCUCACAGCAAGAGCGCAGAGAUGCUGCACACCAGCGAUAAGAACCUGGCGGCCAUGGACUCCAUGCACAGUUACGCUCCUCACACGCACAUCUCACCAAUAAAGCCAGUGCUGCUGUCCUCUGGUCAAACACCACUCUACACAUCUGCCGUCUCCACACUGGCGAACUCUCCACCAGUAGUGGUAAAUACAGACACGCUGGAUGGAUCACCGUAUGUGAAUGGAGCAGAAGGAGAGAUUGAAUAUGAAGAGAUCACGCUGGAGAGGGGGAACUCGGGGCUGGGUUUCAGUAUCGCUGGAGGCACUGAUAACCCUCAUAUAGGAGACGACCCCAGCAUUUUUAUCACCAAGAUCAUUCCAGGAGGAGCUGCUGCGCAAGACGGGAGACUCAGAGUGAAUGACAGUAUUCUGUUCGUGAAUGACGUGGACGUUCGGGAGGUGACCCACAGUCAGGCGGUGGAGGCGCUGAAGGAGGCCGGAGCCAUCGUCAGACUCUAUGUGUUACGCAGAAAACCCAUCGCAGAGAAAGUCACCGAACUCAAGCUCAUCAAAGGGCCAAAAGGGCUAGGCUUUAGUAUAGCGGGUGGUGUGGGGAACCAGCACAUCCCCGGAGACAACAGCAUAUAUGUCACAAAAAUCAUCGAAGGAGGAGCCGCUCAUAAAGACGGACGACUACAGAUUGGAGACAAGAUUUUGGCGGUGAAUAAUGUGUGUUUGGAGGAUGUGAUGCAUGAGGACGCGGUGGGAGCGCUGAAAAACACAGCAGAGGUGGUCUACCUCAGAGUGGCCAAGCCAAAUAACCUGUACCUUACCAACAACUACAACCCACCAGACCUCACCAGCACGUACUCUCCGCAUAUGGACACAGACCUUGGACAUCCAAACUUCCUGGCCUCGGAUUACCCACAAGCCCUCACUCCCACCUCACCGAGCCGCUUUUCUCCUGUGCUGCAUGGCUUGUUGGGAGACGACGACUUACCCAGGGACCCUCGGCGUGUGGUGAUCCACAGAGGAUCCACGGGUUUGGGCUUUAACAUUGUUGGAGGAGAGGAUGGAGAGGGAAUCUUCAUCUCCUUCAUCCUGGCAGGAGGACCUGCAGACCUGAGCGGAGAACUGCGCAAAGGAGACCAGAUCCUGAGUGUGAAUGGUGUAGAUCUACGAGCGGCUACACAUGAACAAGCAGCAGCUGCCUUAAAGAACGCAGGACAAACCGUAACCAUCAUCGCUCAGUACAGACCAGAAGAGUACAGUCGGUUUGAGGCCAAAAUCCAUGACCUCAGAGAGCAGCUGAUGAACAGCAGUAUGGGCUCUGGAACCACCACAUUACGGAGCAACCCCAAACGAGGAUUUUAUAUCAGGGCUCUGUUUGACUAUGAUAAGACUGCAGACUGUGGUUUCCUGAGUCAGGCGGUGGGCUUCAGGUUUGGGGAUGUGCUGCAUGUGCUGGACUGUGCAGAUGAGGAGUGGUGGCAGGCCUGCAGAGUCAGUCCUCAGGGGGACGAGGAGGAGGUCGGCUUCAUCCCCAGCAAGAGGAGGGUGGAGAGGAAAGAGUGGACGCGGCUGAAGUCUAAAGAAAGGGACCGAAGUCGAGACAGUAUAGGUUCACAGGGAAGGGAAGAGCCGGUACGGAGUUACGAGACGGUCGCACAAGUGGAAGUGCACUACGCCAGGCCGAUCAUUAUUCUGGGCCCGGUGAAGGACAGAGUGAAUGAUGACCUGCUGUCUGAGUUCCCAGACAAGUUUGGCUCUUGUGUCCCUCAUACGACACGACCUAAGCGGGAGUAUGAGGUAGAUGGACGGGACUACCAUUUCGUGUCUUCAAGGGAACAGAUGGAGAAGGACAUCCAGAACCAUCGCUUCAUUGAAGCGGGCCAGUACAACAGCCACCUGUAUGGCACCAGCGUUCAGAGCGUCCGAGAGGUGGCAGAACAGCAGGGAAAGCAUUGUAUUCUGGAUGUGUCUGCAAAUGCAGUUCGAAGGCUACAAGCGGCACAGCUUCAUCCGAUCGCCAUCUUCGUACGACCCAAAUCAUUGGAGAACGUCUUAGAAAUCAACACACGCCUAACUGAGGAACAAGCCAGAAAAGGUAUGGAUCGCGCUAUAAAACUGGAACAAGAUUUCCUGGAGUGCUUCUCUGCGAUCGUGGAGGGCGACAGCUUCGAGGAGGUUUAUCACAAAGUGAAAACUGUGAUCGAGGAGCAGUCAGGGCCUUAUAUCUGGAUUCCCACCAGGGAGCGUCUGUGAGAGUCCAGCCAGAGCCAAAGCACCUCGUUCAGUCACCAUUCGGCCUGCUGCUGCCCUGGACUGCGGAGCUCCGGCUGAUGGAGCUCAUACGACUGACAGAAAGAGAGGGAGAGAGAGCGAAAAAGAGCGAAAGAAAGGAAGAAAACAGACCCACAUCCGGGAAUGAUGGAUCGGUACAGGCCCACGCCGCAUCUGCCUCGCUUCCCCUCCUUUUUCCCGCCUCCACAACUUCCUUUUUCCUGCUUCUAACUUCCUUUCUCUCUGUUUCUUUCUGGCUUUCUCUCAGAAAAGAGACUGAUGAGCUGUUUUUACUCCGUCAAGGAUGCUACGAAGAAUUUUUUUGUAUAUUGUCAGAUUCCCUCUCUGUGACAGGACGAGAGAGAAAAGCGACCACCUACUGGGUUUAAAGGAGCUCGUUUUGUUUUGGUUUUGCGGCUAAUCGAACUGAAAGUUAUAUUUAUCAGUAUCAAUAAUGCGCUGAAAUCUUUUAAUAUCAAAGAUACUACGACUACUCAGAGACUGACGCUCACCCACACGUAUAUCAGCAUCAAGGGCCGUUUAAUUCGCAAUUUCAUGAAAUCCAGGAAGUAACGAGACGUUUGCCGGAGUGCUUCGAAUGUCUUUCCCUCUUAAAAUAUUUGGUUGUUCAUCACAUUGGGUAAACGAGAAGGGAGAAGAAACGCAGACUGUGACAUCAUGCUUGAUUUUGAUUCGGUUUUCUUUGAUUUUACAUACGCCAACAUGCAUUUUGCUGCCUUUUAUCGGGAUCUUCUGCAAUAGCCAGAUUGGUGUUUUCCUUUGAGCUGGAUUUGGUUUGCCGGGUUGGAUCAGUUCCUCAAACGCAAUGACUCCAGGCUCCUCCUUAAUGUGCAAUAUCAGGCUCUUCCAUAAUCCUCUCGCAAUGUUUAGCUACGCUUCGGGUUUGAAUCAUCAAAUGUAAUACUUUCGUCAUGUUUACAGUUCCGUUCUAAUCAUUUCUGGCUACGUUCACAACGCAAGACCUUUCAUUUGUUUAAUUUAAACAAACCAGUUUUAUUACAUUCAUUUAAAUAACAGUUUGGCCACUGGAAAUCUUUAGGAAUAGAAAGAUAAUACA